This is a messenger RNA of Globicephala melas (long-finned pilot whale), 7088 nucleotides long. RefSeq names its product HEAT repeat containing 5B (gene HEATR5B). Gene Ontology annotation, biological process: endocytosis; intracellular protein localization; retrograde transport, endosome to Golgi. Gene Ontology annotation, cellular component: membrane; Golgi apparatus; endocytic vesicle. Lineage: Eukaryota; Metazoa; Chordata; Mammalia; Artiodactyla; Delphinidae. The record is from RefSeq and is a predicted model, not a curated record.
CCUCCUGGGGUUGACAGACCGGGUGACCCGGCCGAGGCCUGAGACGGCCUCGGGCCCGGCGCUGCGCUGCCUUCCUCCAGAUAGCCGGUUUACCCGGACCUGCAGUGCGCGCGGCCUCUGCCAGCUGCGUUCCUGGACCGCCUGGCGUUGUAGCUGAAGCUUCGGCCGCGGGGACCUGGCCUCCCGCCGCCACCUCAUCCCCGUAGGAAGACUCUCGGAGCCUUCCAGUGUGGGAUCUGUCUGCUGGGACGUUUUGACCUCCUCCUGGGGCAGGUGUGAAAUUAAAACUUCAGUAAUGGAGUUAGCCCACAGUUUAUUGCUGAAUGAAGACGCUUUGGCUCAAAUCACUGAAGCGAAGAGACCAGUUUUUAUCUUUGAAUGGUUGCGAUUUCUUGAUAAAGUCUUGGUUGCUGCCAACAAGACUGAUGUAAAGGAAAAACAGAAAAAACUUGUUGAACAAUUAACUGGAUUAAUAAGUAGUUCACCUGGACCACCUACGCGAAAAUUGUUAGCUAAAAAUCUUGCAGCCCUUUAUAGCAUUGGAGAUACUUUCACUGUUUUUCAAACACUUGAUAAAUGUAAUGACAUUAUCAGAAAUAAAGAUGACACUGCAGCCUACUUACCAACAAAACUGGCUGCAGUGGCUUGUGUUGGAGCAUUUUAUGAAAAAAUGGGGAGAAUGUUAGGCAGUGCAUUUCCAGAAACAGUAAAUAAUCUUUUGAAAUCUCUGAAAAGUGCAGAGUCUCAAGGGCGAAGUGAAAUCUUAGUGAGUCUACAGAAAGUUCUAAAUGGACUGGGUGGUGCAGCAGCUUCCUGUCAUCGUGAUAUUUAUAAGAAUGCCAGGUCUCUCUUAACUGACAGGUCAAUGGCUGUUCGAUGUGCAGUUGCCAAGUGUCUCCUAGAACUACAGAAUGAAGCUGUGUUCAUGUGGACUGCUGAACUGGAAAAUAUAGCCACUCUCUGCUUUAAGGCUUUGGAAAACUCAAACUAUGGGGUACGGGUGGCAGUGUCUAAACUCUUAGGAACAGUCAUGGCUACAGCAUUGAUGCCAAAACAAGCAACAGUAAUGCGCCAGAAUGUGAAGCGAGCAACAUUUGAUGAAGUCUUAGAACUCAUGGCCACAGGAUUUCUACGUGGAGGGUCAGGUUUCUUAAAGAGUGGUGGAGAAAUGUUAAAAGUUGGAGGGUCUGUUAAUCGUGAAGUGAGAGUUGGAGUUACACAGGCAUAUGUUGUUUUUGUAACAACAUUGGGUGGUCAGUGGUUAGAGCGUAGCUUUGCCACAUUCUUGUCUCAUGUACUUGAUCUGGUUUCCCAUCCUCGGGCAACGCAAACACAUGUAGAGGCUGUGUACUCCAGACGGUGCGUCUCCUUUAUCCUGAGAGCUACUGUGGGCAGUUUGCUAGGUGAAAAAGCCCAGAUUGCAGCUGCCAAAGAAAUAUGCCAAGCGAUUGGAAAGCAAAUGAAAGCAGUAGAAGCUGUAGUGAAUGACACUAGUGGUGAAAACAAAUCUGGAGCAGCAGACAUUGCAGCAAGCCAGCAUGUGAUGGUUUGUGCCCUGCAGGAGCUUGGGAGUCUGGUGCAGAGCCUAAAUGCCACCGCAUCCCCUCUUAUUCAGGAAGCAUCUAUAGGCCUUUUGGAGACAGUGACUUCAGUGCUUCUUCACCCAAGCAUGGCAGCUCGACUUGCUGCUGCGUGGUGUCUGCGCUGUGUGGCUGUGGCACUGCCUUUCCAGCUGGCACCAUUUCUAGACAGGUGUGCAGAACGACUCAACAACCUGAAAACUUCACCAGAAGCUGUUAGUGGAUACAGUUUUGCAAUGGCUGCUUUGUUAGGUGGAGUUCAUCAGUGUCCUUUGGGCAUUCCUCAUGCCAAGGGAAAGAUGGUAGUUAGUAUUGCUGAAGAUCUCUUACGAACUGCUGCCCAAAAUAGCAGGCUAUCUUUACAGCGCACCCAAGCUGGAUGGCUCUUACUUGGAGCACUUAUGACUUUAGGACCAUCUGUUGUUCGUUACCAUCUGCCCAAGAUGUUGUUAUUGUGGCGAAAUGUUUUCCCUCGUUCAUUGAAGGAAUUGGAGGCUGAGAAGGCCCGAGGCGAUUCUUUUACCUGGCAGGUAACAUUGGAAGGUCGUGCUGGAGCUUUAUGUGCAAUGAGGAGUUUUGUUGCACAUUGUCCUGAACUCCUAACUGAAGAUGUGAUUAGAAAAUUGAUGACCCCUAUUGAAUGUGCCAUGACUAUGAUGUCACACAUUCCAUCUGUAAUUAAAGCCCACGGAGCUCAUCUGAAAGCUAGUGCUGCAAUGGUCCGUUUAAGACUUUAUGAUAUCUUGGCGUUGUUACCUCCAAAAACUUAUGAAGGCUCUUUCAAUGCACUUCUUAGAGAACUGGUAGCAGAAUUCACUUUGACUGACAACUCAGCCAACACAACUACUUCCCUCCUCAGAUCCCUCUGCCACUAUGAUGAUAGUGUUCUUCUUGGUUCCUGGCUUCAAGAAACUGAUCAUAAAUCAAUUGAAGACCAGCUCCAGCCAAACAGUGCAUCUGGAAGUGGGGCUCUGGAGCAUGAUCCAUCCUCCAUUUAUUUACGAAUACCUGCGGGAGAAGCUGUGCCUGGGCCUCUUCCCCUUGGAGUUUCAGUCAUUGAUGCUUCUGUGGCUCUUUUUGGUGUAGUGUUUCCUCAUGUUUCUUUUAAACACCGAUUACAGAUGUUGGAUCACUUUGCCGAAUGUGUUAAACAAGCCAAAGGUGUUCGCCAGCAGGCUGUGCAGCUUAAUAUUUUUACAGCUGUUCUUAGUGCACUAAAGGGCCUGGCUGAAAACAAAAGUACUUUAGGACCUGAGGAAGUUCGUAAAUCUGCUCUGACACUAGUUAUGGGGGCCCUUGACAACCCAAACCCCAUCUUACGAUGUGCAGCAGGGGAAGCUCUUGGAAGAAUGGCUCAGGUGGUUGGAGAAGCAACUUUCAUUGCUAGAAUGGCCCAAUAUAGCUUUGACAAAUUGAAAUCAGCUCGAGAUGUUGUAUCCAGAACUGGCCAUUCUUUGGCUCUGGGCUGUUUGCAUCGUUAUGUUGGUGGUAUCGGCUCAGGACAACAUCUGAAGACCAGCGUCAGCAUUUUAUUGGCUCUAGCACAGGAUGGGACAUCCUCUGAAGUCCAGACUUGGUCCCUUCAUUCACUUGCUCUGAUAGUGGAUUCCAGUGGCCCAAUGUAUCGUGGAUAUGUGGAGCCAACAUUAUCUCUAGUUCUUACCUUGCUGUUGACAGUUCCACCCUCCCAUACAGAAGUUCAUCAGUGUUUGGGUAGAUGUUUGGGUGCUAUAAUAACUACUGUUGGCCCUGAACUACAAGGGAAUGGAGCAACAAUAUCCACAAUCCGUUCUUCUUGUUUGGUGGGCUGUGCAAUAACCCAGGACCAUUCAGAUUCUCUCGUGCAGGCAGCUGCCAUAUCUUGCCUUCAGCAGCUUCACAUGUUUGCACCACGACAUGUCAAUCUGUCUAGUCUCGUUCCUAGCCUUUGUGUUCACUUAUGUAGUUCCCAUUUGUUACUUCGACGAGCAGCUGUGGCAUGUCUCCGGCAGCUUGCCCAAAGAGAAGCAGCUGAAGUAUGCGAAUAUGCCAUGAGCCUAGCAAAAAAUGCAGGGGACAAAGAGAGCAGUGGUGCUAAUGUCAGUCCUUUUGCAACUGGAGCUAGUUCUCGAAGUGAUGUCCAUUGCCGGCACCAGGGUGUUAAUAUAACAGAAACUGGUCUUGAGGGACUUCUUUUUGGAAUGCUAGACCGGGAGACUGAUAGAAAAUUAUGUUCUGAUAUUCAUGAUACUUUGGGACAUAUGCUGUCAUCACUGGCUGUAGAAAAACUUUCCCAUUGGCUAAUGCUUUGUAAAGAUGUCCUAGCAGCUUCAAGUGAUAUGAGUACUGCAACUCCCUUAAGUAGUGGAAAAGAUGAAGAAUUUGAAAAGAAAGAUGAGAUGGAUGAUGAUACCAUGUUUACCACACUAGGAGAAGAAGAUAAAUCAAAGCCCUUUGUGGCACCUCGCUGGGCCACUCGAGUAUUUGCUGCUGAUUGCCUGUGUCGAAUCAUCAAUUUGUGUGAGAAUGCAGACCAGGCUCACUUUGACCUUGCUAUGGCACGUUCUGCUAAACUGCGAAACCCUACAAAUGAUCUCUUGGUACUUCAUCUCUCUGACCUGAUUCGCAUGGCAUUCAUGGCUGCAACCGAUCAUAGUAACCAGCUGCGGAUGGCUGGGCUCCAAGCACUUGAAGACAUUAUCAAGAAGUUUGCAUCUGUGCCUGAGCCAGAAUUUCCAGGUCAUGUGAUUCUGGAGCAGUAUCAAGCCAAUGUGGGAGCUGCUCUAAGACCAGCCUUUUCACAAGAUACUCCAUCAGACAUAAUAGCAAAAGCUUGCCAGGUAUGUAGUACAUGGAUUGGAAGUGGAGUUGUCAGUGAUCUCAAUGAUCUCCGUCGAGUACACAAUCUGCUUGUUUCUUCACUGGACAAAGUUCAGGCCGGAAAAGGAUCUUCCAGCCAACUCUACCGCGAGAGUGCCACAACCAUGGAAAAACUGGCUGUUCUCAAAGCAUGGGCAGAGGUAUAUGUGGUUGCUAUGAAUAUUAAAAAAGAAGCAGAGUCAAAACCAAAAAGAGCAAUUAAAAAUACUGAUGAUGAUGAUGAUGAUUACAGUACCAUAGAUGAACUACCACCAGACAGUUUAAUAACACUCGUACAACCUGAACUGCCAACACUCAGUCGCCUGUGGUUGGCAGCCUUAAAAGACUAUGCGCUUUUAACUUUACCAGCUGAAUUUGCUAGUCAGCUACCCCCAGAUGGUGGAGCAUUUUAUACUCCUGAGACUAUUGAUACAGCUAGACUUCACUAUCGGAAUUCCUGGGCCCCAAUUCUCCAUGCAGUGGCACUUUGGUUAAAUAGCAUAGGAUUUACAUGUUCAGAGUCAGCAGAAGCGGCAGCAAUAGCAGGUUUACAAAAACGUUCUACACCCAUCAAUUUAAACCAAGCAUCAGGAGCAACGCCUAGUGCUAAAUCUUUGCCAGAAAUUAACAAAGACAGAAUGCAUCUGAUUUUAGGCGUGAGUAUACAGUUCCUUUGUUCCCCAAGACCUGAGGAGCCUGUUGAACAUGUUACAGCUUGUCUACAGGCCUUACACACCUUGCUAGAUUCUCCUUAUGCCCGAAUCCAUAUUGCAGAAGAUCAGCUGAUUGGUGUUGAGUUGCUGAGUGUUUUACACCGCCUCCUACUGACCUGGAAUCCACCAUCCGUCCAGCUGCUGGUGACUGGAGUUGUACAACAGAUAGUAAGAGCUGCUCAGGAUUAUUUGCAAGAAAAAAGAAACACACUAAAUGAAGAUGAUAUGGAAAAAGAGUCCUGUCCUGUAUUAGGAGAAGGAGGUGACAGUGGUGGUCUUAUUCCUGGAAAAUCUCUUGUGUUUGCAACUAUGGAGCUGUUGAUGUUCAUUUUAGUGCGGCACAUGCCGCAUCUCAGUACCAAGAUGUCGGACUCUCCAAGUCACGUAGCCACUAAAACUCGACUGUCAGAAGAAAGUGCUCGUUUGGUGGCAGCCACAGUUACCAUACUCUCUGACUUACCGUCCCUUUGUUCACCUGCUGGUUGUAUGACAGUCCUGCCCACGAUUCUGUUUUUAAUUGCAAGAAUAUUGAAAGACACAGCGAUAAAGUCUGCAGAUAACCAGGUUCCUCCACCAGUCAGUGCAGCUCUUCAAGGGAUCAAAAGUAUUGUGACACUUUCAAUGGCCAAAACUGAGAACACUCAGAAACAGUGGACAGCUCUAAUUCGUAGCACUCUGGCAUGCAUCCUAGAAUAUUCUCAACCAGAAGAUUCUAUGCCUAUGCCUGAUGAAGUAAGCAUGCUAACAGCAAUUGCACUCUUCCUGUGGUCUGCUGGCAGUGAAAUAAUAGGAGUCCAGUCACUGCAGAAUGGCUGCAUGAACAGAUUUAAAAACGCGUUAAAUUCAUGUGACCCAUGGGUUCAAGCCAAAUGUUACCAGCUUCUCCUCUCAGUCUUUCAGCAUUCCAAUCGUGCCCUUUCAACCCCCUACAUCCAUUCAUUAGCUCCAAUAGUGGUUGAAAAGCUAAAAGCUGUUGAAAGAAACAGACCAGCCAGUAAUACAGAACUUUUAGCUGUUCAAGAAGGAAUCAAAGUUCUUGAAACAUUGGUUGCUCUUGGGGAAGAACAUAACAGAGUCCAGUUACUUGCUCUUUUAGUUCCCACUUUGAUCUCUUACCUGCUGGAUGAAAAUUCUUUUGCCUCAGCAAGCACAGCUUCCAAAGAUCUUCAUGAGUUUGCACUCCAGAAUUUAAUGCAUAUUGGACCUCUGUAUCCACAUGCUUUCAAGACAGUAAUGGGAGCGGCUCCUGAGCUGAAAGUACGUUUGGAAACUGCUGUUCGAGCAAGCCAAGCCAGCAAAGCUAAAGCAGCCGCCAGGCAGCCGGCCCCAGCCGUGCAUUCUGCACCAACAAUUAAGCUAAAAACAAGUUUCUUUUAAUGUGCUAUUCCACUCGUUUUUGUUUAUUUUGUCAAUUAGCACCUAAUUAUUGAUAGCCACUGUAUCAUUCCAGUCUAUAGGUUCUACUUUAUUUGUAUAUAGGAAUUAUAUGCUUUCAAGUAGGGUAAGUGAAAUAAUGCUCACGCUGGUUUCUGAUUUUGAAGGAAUGAUUUUUUUUUUUAUUAUGUGGUGAAUGUGCUUUCAUUUUUUUCCUAAUAUUGUUUCUCUUUUAUUAAUUUAUUCUUUAAACACUGAGCCAUAGUCUUUUAAAUUAAAUGCAAAAAAAUUGUAUCAUGUAGUUGAGCAGCCUAUUGAUAUUGUCAGGGGGAAAAAUACGUCAUAUUCUGCAUCUGUUAUAAAAAAAAUUAAUUGAAAAGCAAGCUGAAUUUAAAUUUUGAAGUAACCAAAAUAAUGUGAAGUGUUGGUUUUGCGGUGUAUCUAUUAAGAAUAAAGUUAACAUUUUCUUAGCAUUUCUCAGAAAGUCCUUACCUUUCAGACAGAUCUUUUUACCUUCAUAUUAGAUUACUAAAUUAUACUUGUGUAUAUUUUAGUUAACUAAAUUAAAACUCAUUUAAACGUU